Molecule: messenger RNA, 1487 nt
Organism: Impatiens glandulifera
Lineage: Eukaryota; Viridiplantae; Streptophyta; Magnoliopsida; Ericales; Balsaminaceae
Product: isocitrate dehydrogenase [NADP]-like
Exons: 14
Coding region: 129-1385 (418 amino acids)
Biological process (GO): isocitrate metabolic process
Cellular component (GO): mitochondrion
Molecular function (GO): magnesium ion binding; isocitrate dehydrogenase (NADP+) activity; NAD binding
Source: RefSeq, a predicted model, not a curated record
ACUUUCAGUUUCAGCUAUAUAUAAUGAUUCUCUAACCUAACUAAUCUAACUUCUUCACUCUUUCGACGGAGGAUACCACCAUUUCCAGCUUCAUCGUCUUCUCUAUUCAGUAGCACUCAAAGUCAGAGAUGGGGAGUUUCGAGAAGAUCAAGGUCCACAAUCCCAUCGUCGAAAUGGACGGGGAUGAAAUGACGCGAGUUAUAUGGAAAUCAAUUAAGGAAAAGUUAAUAUUACCAUUUCUGGAGCUAGAUAUCAAGUAUUUUGACCUCGGGCUUCCGAAUCGCGAUGCUACUGAUGAUAGAGUUACUGUGGAAAGUGCAGAAGCUACUCUGAAGUACAAUGUGGCGAUCAAAUGUGCAACCAUAACUCCUGAUGAAGAUAGGGUUAAGGAGUUCAACUUGAAACAAAUGUGGAAGAGUCCAAAUGGAACGAUCAGAAACAUCAUAAAUGGCACUGUAUUUAGGGAACCAAUUAUCUGCAGAAAUGUCCCUCGACUUGUCCCAAGUUGGACUAAGCCAAUAUGCAUUGGAAGGCAUGCUUUUGGGGAUCAGUAUAAAGCUACCGAUGUUGUUAUUCAAGGAGCUGGAAAACUUAAGCUAAUAUUUGAACCAGAGGGGGGGAGAGGUGAGAAAAUAGAAGCAGAGGUUUACAGCUUUACUGGUGCUGGUGGAGUUGCUCUCUCUAUGUAUAACACUGAUGAGUCGAUUCGUGCUUUUGCUGAAUCUUCAAUGAGCACUGCCUACCAAAAAGGCUGGCCACUCUAUCUUAGCACAAAAAAUACUAUCCUGAAGAAAUAUGAUGGCAGAUUCAAGGACAUCUUUCAAGAAGUUUAUGAGAGUCAAUGGAAAUCCAAGUUUGAAGCUGCGGGGAUAUGGUAUGAGCACCGUCUUAUUGAUGAUAUGGUUGCAUAUGCCCUAAAGAGUGAAGGAGGUUAUGUUUGGGCAUGCAAGAACUACGAUGGAGAUGUACAGAGUGAUUUUCUAGCCCAAGGUUUUGGUUCCCUUGGUUUGAUGGCGUCGGUGCUGGUUUGCCCAGAUGGUAAGACCAUUGAAGCUGAGGCAGCCCAUGGUACAGUCACCCGCCAUUACCGGGUUCACCAAAAAGGAGGUGAAACUAGCACAAACAGUAUAGCCUCAAUUUUUGCUUGGUCAAGAGGGCUUGCUCACAGGGCAAAGUUGGAUGAAAAUGACAGGUUGUUGGAUUUCACUCAGAAAUUGGAACAAGCAUGUAUUGGUAGUGUUGAAUCUGGGAAAAUGACCAAAGAUCUCUCCCUUCUUAUUCAUGGGGCUAAGGUUACUCGGGAUAAGUUCUUGAACACAGAGGAUUUCAUUGAUGCUGUGGCGGAAGAGCUGAGGGCAAGACUGUAUGUAAAAUCGAAGUUAUAGAUUGUUGAUUGGUAAAAACCCUAAUAAUGCGCCAUUGUUGUGCCUUGAAAAGUUGGUAGAUAAACUUUUAAGAUUUAUUUGAUACUAUUUAAAUUUCAGGUA